Didymosphaeria variabile is the source of this 1815-nucleotide messenger RNA. RefSeq lists its product as uncharacterized. Bases 1 to 1815 code for a protein of 604 amino acids. The record is from RefSeq and is a predicted model, not a curated record. Gene Ontology annotation, molecular function: transmembrane transporter activity. NCBI's taxonomy places the organism in Eukaryota, Fungi, Ascomycota, Dothideomycetes, Pleosporales, Didymosphaeriaceae. The transcript is spliced from 4 exons. Gene Ontology annotation, biological process: transmembrane transport.
AUGGGUGUUCUUGAGACUGAGGCGAAUGGUCGUCUCACCGACACAGAAGAAGACAAAAGAGCAGUGGAUGAUGAGAAGCCAACUUCAGAGAAAGAGGAGGUGCCCAAUGCAACGAUAGGAGGCGAAGAGAAGGCUGAAGUGGAGAGGGAUGCCACCGACACUGCAAAACGGUCGCAGGAGCGAGAGGUACAAACAAAAGAUGGGACUGCACAAGCGCUGGACGUAAAAGAGCCGCCUGCAAAAGCUGAUGCCGAGUCGGUAGAAGGAGAACCAGAAGACGAAUCGAAAUACCUGUCUGGCUUCAAGCUCGGCAUUCUCUCUCUAGGCCUCUGUUUAACAACUUUCGUCAUCGCGCUGGAUAAUACCAUCAUCGCUACUGCCAUUCCCAAGAUCACAACUGUUUUCAACUCGCUCAACGACGUGGGCUGGUACGGAUCAUCCUACUUGCUCACCACCUGCUCGCUGCAGCCGAGCUUCGGAAAGGUCUAUACGUACUUCGAUGUCAAGUACACCUACCUCUUUGCGUUGGUGCUUUUUGAAGUCGGCUCGGUUAUAUGUGCUGCUGCGACGAGCAGCCCGAUGUUCAUUGUUGGUCGGGCCAUCGCUGGGGCAGGAGCUGCAGCUCUCUUCUCGGGAGGCAUGACCAUCAUUGGCUAUUCAGUACCGUUGCGCAAACGUGCCAUCUACAUUGCAGCACUCUCCUCGAUGUUCGGCAUUGCUAGUGUUGUUGGGCCUCUUCUCGGAGGCGCGCUCACUGAUAAAGCGUCCUGGAGAUGGUGUUUCUGGAUCAACCUUCCUUUCGGCGGUGUAUCUCUCGCAGUCGUAUUUUUCUUCUUCUCCAACCCCGAACGACAGUACAGCCACAUGUCAUUCAAGCAGCGGAUAAAAGAGGUCGACAUCAUCGGCGCCGUUUUCCUCAUCUGCGCCAUCGUGUGCUUGCUUCUCGCAUUGCAAUGGGGCGGCCUAGUGUACCCAUGGAAGAACUCCAAGGUCUGGGGCAACUUGCUAGGCUUCGGGUUGAUCAUCAGUGUCUUCAUCGGCAUCCAGAUCUGGCAGAAAGACCGCGCGACUAUCCCGCUGCGCCUUAUGAAGCAGCAGACUGUUCUCGUAAGCUGCGCCUUUACGGCUUUCCUCUCCAUGGCGCUGUAUACCCACAUAUUCUACCUCCCCUUCUACUUCCAAGCCUCCAAAGGCACCACCGCCGAAGGCUCUGGCAUCCGCACAAUCGCCUACCUCUGCAGCCUCACGCUAUCCUCCAUCGUAGUCGGCGGCCUCAUCACCGUAGUCGGCUGGUACGCCCCCUUCAUGUGGGCCGGCAGCGCGCUCUUCACCGUCGGCGCAGGCAUGCUGUACACGCUCAAAGUCUCCUCCACCGCUUCCCAAUGGAUCGGCUACCAGAUCAUCGCGGGCCUCGGUGCCGGCGCAUCCGUCCAGAUCCCCUUCGUCGCAGUGCAAGUCGUGACCAGCGCGAAGGACAUGCCUACCGCCAACGCGCUGGUUAUGUUCUUCAAUUCUCUGGGUGGUGCGAUCGCCAUAUCGAUCGCGCAGAACAUCUUCAUUAAUAGUCUUGCGAAGGAGAUACCGCGGUAUGCACCUGAGGUUAAUCCGAAGACUGUGAUUGAGGCGGGAGCGACGUAUGUGAGGAUGGUGGUGCCGGGGGAGUAUCUGGCGAGUGUGCUGGAGGCGUAUACGAAGGCGAUUACGACGGCGAUGGCGUUGAGUAUUGCGGCGGCGAGUGUGGCGGCGGUGGUGAGUUUUGGGAUGGAGUGGAAGAGUAUUAAGGGGAAGAAGAUUGUGCCGGCUGGUGGGGGUUAG